This is a messenger RNA of Solea solea (common sole), 7851 nucleotides long. RefSeq names its product homeobox-containing protein 1-like. Gene Ontology annotation, biological process: positive regulation of DNA-templated transcription. The coding region runs from base 48 to 1667 and encodes 539 amino acids. The record is from RefSeq and is a predicted model, not a curated record. The transcript has 10 exons. NCBI's taxonomy places the organism in Eukaryota, Metazoa, Chordata, Actinopteri, Pleuronectiformes, Soleidae. Gene Ontology annotation, molecular function: double-stranded telomeric DNA binding. Gene Ontology annotation, cellular component: nucleus.
GUCUGCCGGACAAAAGGCAAAUCUGUCUGACGGUGGAUUGAAACCCAAUGAGAAACAGAGGAGACAUUUUGGGAAAACUGUCAGUGUCCGUGUGUGCUGGCGCCCCGAGACAACACAUAUAUGGUGGAAUAAACGUCGGCGGAGGCUCUGCGACUGGAAUAUUAAGGAUGUUCCAGCAGUGUGAGGAGCCUCGGUUCACCAUCGAGCAAAUUGACCUCCUCCAGAGGCUGAGGAGGACGGGGAUCACCCAGGCGGAGGUCCUGCACGCCCUGGACACCCUGGACCACCUUGACCGUCACAAGUCCACAGACAAACCUUCCUAUAUGCCACCCUCAUCUUCCAGCACUGUUGCCGCCUCUUCCUCCACGACUUCAGCUGCCACUCAGACGAACUUUCCAGACAACCAACUCUCAGCAUCGCCUAGCCAUACCUUCGAUGCCACCGCUCUGCCUCUUCCGGUUCCGGUAGCCUCGCCGGUCAUCAUGACCGUGGGAGCUCAGAAUGGUCUGGUUGGUGUCAGCAAUGGGAAGCUGUCACCACCCCGCUUUCCUCUUGGUGUGGUUAGCGGCGGCAUGUCGGCACCAGGCUACGGGUUUGAGGCCAGUGAAGAGGACAUAGAUGUUGAUGAAAAGGUGGAGUACCUAAUGAGAAGGGACAGCGUUUUGAUCAAAGAGGAGAUUAAGUCCUUCCUGGCAAACAGGCGAAUUUCCCAGGCUGUGGUUGCUCAGGUAACAGGUAUCAGUCAGAGUCGGAUCUCCCACUGGCUCUUACAACAGGGAUCGGACCUCAGCGAGCAGAAAAAACGGGCCUUCUUUCGCUGGUACCAGCUGGAGAAGUCCAACCCAGGUGCCACUCUGGCCAUGCGAGCUGCCCCACUGGCUCUGGAGGAGGUGAUGGACUGGCCACAAGCUCCGCCCACCUUUGGUGCUGCCCCUGCGGGCUUCCGUCUGCGGCGGGGGAGCAGGUUCACAUGGAGGAAGGAGUGUCUGGCUGUUAUGGAGAGUUACUUCGGUGAUAAUCAGUACCCCGAUGAAGCGAAGAGAGAGGAGAUCGCUAAUGCCUGCAAUGCUGUCAUUCAGAAACCAGGAAAGAAGCUGUCUGAUUUGGAGAGAGUCACAUCUCUAAAGGUCUACAACUGGUUUGCCAACCGACGUAAAGACAUCAAGAGGCGUGCUAACAUUGAAGCAGCCAUCUUGGAGAGUCACGGCAUCGAGGUCCAGAGUCCAGGAGGUCAGUCCAACAGUGACGAGGUGGACGGCAAUGACUUUCCUGACCAGGGUUGUGAGAUGACUUCAUUUGACAAGAGAGCUUCAGUCAGGCAGUUUGGUUUCAGUCGAGCUGACCUCUCCUCGCCGACCCAGGUUCCCACGCUGCUCCCCAGCUGGUUGUCCGUCCUGGGUAGAGGACACUUGUCUGGACAGAGGGGCACUUCUUUGAUCGGCCGCUCCCCAGUGAUAGGGACAGGUCCUCAGGCAGAAGGCUCCAGAUUGACCGGCGUGUCCUGGUCUCCACCGUCCCCUUCCCUCCAGGACGAACCCACCAUUCACAGCGUGCUGUCCGAGCCCCAGGAUCCAAUCGGGUUGGAGAAGACGGCGGCCAAUCACGAGGACGGGGCCGGGUGCAGUAUGGGGAACGAGAUCAAGAUGGAAACACUAGAGGACGACUGAAGAGGGUGGUGGAUAUCUGGAGUUGUCUGAGUCAUGAAGACGACAGGUGUGUUAAUAUGCAAGAAGAUUUUAUAGGAAUGUAAUAAGUGGGAAAAACAUGACCAAAAGUCUUGUAAAUGCCAACGCUGAGAUACCUCCCAACCCUACCUCCAACCAUCAACCUGCUCUGCUAUGCUCUUAGUGGCAUUAUUGUGUAUUAUAACAGUCAUAAUAAUAUUAAACUUUAAAAUCUGUCCUCCCCAGCAGACUAUGGGGUGUUUUGAAAUGACCAAAUAAUAACACAAUUCCUUAUUUGGGCAUUUUAAAUCUUCCAUAGCAGACUGAGUCAAGGGACAUGAGACAUUGUGCAGAUUAAAUUGAAAAAAAACCUGCGUUUUCAAAGCAGGACAACACUGUAUUUGACACGGGAUUCAGAAAACGUCAGGGUCGUGCACUGUGAUCACAACACAACUGAACAGCCUCAAAAACUAAAUGCAUGAAUUAGAAAGUUAAGUUGGUUUGAACAGAUUGUUUUAAAAAAUGAUGAACCACCAUGUCAUCACCGUGGAUUUUAUUUUUACAUUUUCACUGUUGAUUCCUUCCAGUGAGAAGAACAGCAGAAUAAGCUUACACUUUUUUUUUUUUUUUCCAAUUCAAGGUCACGCCACAUCAGUAAUAAUACUGUUUGCCUAAAUAAUAAACUUUUCCUCUUCCCAUUUAACCUGAUCAAAUAAGCUCAACAUAUGGAAGCAAAGAAAAUGCAGUCAUUUGAAUUUUACAAUUAUGUCAAGAUGAAAUGUAAACCAACAACUAACAAACAAAAACUUUUGCAAUUUCAAAAUCCUUUUUUUAUCAAUUUUUGUCAAAUUUAGCCGGAAUUCUUCGGGUGAAAUAUCUUUAUCCUUGACUACAACACCAGAGUAGGGCUGAACAAUUUUCAAUAAAUAUCCAAUUGCGAUUAUUUUGACAGGAAUUGCGAUUGCGAUAUGAUUUGCAAUACCAGAAGGAAUGGUAAUUUUUACAUAAUUAUUCUCAUUUGAAAAACAUUUAAAUGUGUUAGAUGUGUAUAGAUCAAGACAGUAAUGAAUCUAAAAUUUAUAUUCAGGCUUUAACAAAUAUUGCGCCUCCUGUGAUUUGACAGAACAACAAAAACAAAAGACAACACUGGUUUAUAGUCCUACUGAAUAUUAUCUUUCGUCAAUACAUACGUAUUAUGUACGUCAAUACAUGAAAAUAGAAUAGAAUUUCUAUAGAUUUAAAGAGUCAUGGAAACAUCUUGGCUAAAGUGAGUAAGCUUUUCAACAAAAUAUUUAACAUUAGUUUCACUGUUUUUAGAUAUUUUAAUGCAGAAAGGAUAUAUUAUAUCAGAUUCAAACACUUAUGACCUCUUUGCUUCCAUAUCAAUAACAAGGAAAUUAAGAAUAUAAACGUAAUACAUACAUACACAUCACAGGUAGCCACAAGAGUUUAUGUCUUUUUGUUGUUUUUUUAAAUGAUAAGUCUGAAAGUCCUGGCAAACAAGUAUUCUUUAUUGAUUUGUGCCCAGUGACCUGAUAGAUGCUCAGGCAGAAUGAAUUAAUCACUGUGAGCUCAUCUAUAAUCAAUCUAUAAUCUAUAAUCAAGUCAGCUGGGAGGGAUUCAACAGUGCAACAAAGCUGUUCAGAUAUUAGAGAUUAGUGUAACGUGAAUACACACUUAUGUACAACAUGCGUAUGUAUGCAUACUGUACACACACAUACGUAUAUACAGUAUAUUAUAUAAACUGUGAGGGUAUGUGUAUAUGUACCCUACUCUAUUUCUAUUUACAGUAUAUAAACAUAUUAGCUUCUGACGGGAGAAACUAUCCAUAAGAGUCUUUGUUGUUGGCGAGAGGUGAGUGAAGCAUUAGCCAAAGUAUUAAUUUUAUGUAUUUUCUCAGUGUAUGAUCUUAAUGGAUGGAACUAUGUAUGAGAGAGAUGCUAAUCGACAACACAUCAGAUGUGUCAGGUGGUUAUUGCAAGAUAAAUGCAUUAUUUUCUUUUCUUUUUUAGGUAUAUCUGUGUUUGUGCUCGAUAUGCCAUGUGUUCUAAACACAUACGUUGGCGUUUGAAUACGGUUGUCACUUCAAAUGACACUUUAUUCUAUUCAUGUCAUGGUGCUUAAAAGUGUCCCUGCGGGUUUUUUCUUGAUCAGUGUGACCGACGAGCCACAGAGAGAGAAAAGGGUGCGAGCCAGCUUGUUGUUGUCGUUUUGACCUGAAACUUAAACGUUUGUUCAAACACAUAAACACGUUUAUCUCGGUACAGCCAUCGUACAAGUCCCAUCCGUUUGCGGCGCUACAUGGAUCUCCACAGGGAUAACGGGUCGUCACACGUCUUUGCCUCUGCAAUGGAAAAUUACACCUAUUCCUUAUUUCUGCUUUCACCCUAUAUAUGCUUACAUAGCUUCGGUUUGACAUUCACCCAAAACUGAUUCACUCCCUGUUUAAGAAUCUUCACUUUUCAAGGCUCAGGGCCACAAUUCUCCUUCCACAAGCUCCUCUUUGUAUGCUGCACGAGAUAAGCUCAUGACGUGACAACUAGCUGCCGUAUAUACUGUAAACUAUGUAACUUUCUUUGUGUCUCGGAGCCACCGUGAUCAUCCAUUUGAUACUCGAGCUUAUACGGUGAAACAAGCAACAUAAGGAAUAGGUGUCAUUGUCCAUGACAGCGUCCCACGCCCCAUCAUUUGUACACUAACUAGACUUCAGCAUCAGAAUAAUUGUGGUUACACUGUGGCCGUAUUCAGAUUACCAGCCAGAUUGUUCUAUUCCAAUUCAUGGCAGAUCAUAUUGACCUUUGACCUUUUACAUGCAUCAUCAACAACAACAACAACAACAACAGAAAACGUCAUAUUCACUCGCGGGAGAUACUGUAGGUCAAAUAAGAUUAGACUGGAAUAGAUGAAGCUACCAUUUGAGGGUGAGAUUUGUUUCUAGAGCUGAGGUGUCAAACUGUUACAUCCUGUUAUGAUGUAAACAUGAGGUGAUAGAAUAUUGACAUAGAACAUUGUAUUAACUAUAUCUGCCACUCAUAUUUAUGAGUAAUAAGACAUUCGGUUUUCUACCGCAUUAUUAAUUGCAUUAUAUUCAACAUUAGCUUAUAUUUAUAGAAGCUGUAUAUGAGUAUCUCUAUAGUGUGUAUAUAUAGAGAAUAGAUUUAUUUUGAAUCAUUAACAUGUUUUUAUUGUGAAGUUGACACCAUUCCAUAUCAAAACAAGCACUUUUACUUUGAAAUGCUGUGAUAUUCCAUCAUGAAUAUUUUCAAUGCCAUAUCAUAAUUAAAUAAUAUGUUAUAUUUCUUCUUGCUCACCCGCUACUGAACAGUUCCAACCUUUUACUCUAAUCCCGCCCCCUCUUGACCAGACUAGGCGCUCAUCAAAAUGCAGUUUACAUCCAACCAGAAGUGCUUUAAGCAGUAAUAAAUAGCAUAUGUUACAAUAUGUACAGGGUGGUUUAUUAAAAGAAAAGAAAAAUGACUAUUGAUACAGAUAUGUACAGGUUAUAACUAGGACUAUAAUACAGUUGAAAGAUUAUAUAUAUCUGAUCUAGGGCCAAAUUGGAUAAAGCUCACUUCAGUUUGGUAAUCUCAACGCAGCCAAAUGUUUUGUUUCCAUAGAAAAACAUGUAAACAUGAAAUAUGAAUUUAAAUUCUCCCCUAGAACAAAGAGAUAUGUUUCAACUGAUUUAGUGCAAUACCUUCAAUGCCCACAUUUUUGGAAAACACUGCCCUCAUGUGUUGUUCAGCACAUGGAAUAUACUGAAUGGUUUUAAGUUCAAGUGCCUUAUUUGUUUUUUGCGGCGCACCGACACAUGGGAAUUGUACAAUGGCUGCACAUGCGUCACUAUUGAUGAAAGAAAGACAAACACCUGCACAGUGAAGUGGCUUCACUCUAAACCAGGUGCAUCCUUGUUCAUCGGCCAGUGCUUCACAGACUCAGCUACUAGUUCAGAGUUAAAAACUCAACACAGAUACCUCACAAAUACACCCCCCCUCCACCCCCCACCCCCCUUGCUAUGGUAUAAGCUACACCCCAGGUUCCUUCACCGCUGCUGCAAUGUGAAUCCCAGCUUCAACGGCUGGGAAUAAAAAGCUGAUCUGUCCGGAGUAAACUGAAUACAGAAACGCCAGUGUCCGAAAUUUCUUCUCAAACUCAAUACAUAUUAAGUUGGAAAGUAAAGGGACAAUUCUGAUUCAAAAAUAAAACGAUUUAUUUGUUCAUCAGCUGCUGUUCUUACAGGAGUCUAUGAACAUUUUACCUCCUCGUCCUGGUUUCAGAUUGCAUGACUGAGAAAGUGUCAGGUUUUAUGGUGGAAUGUCUCUUUAGUUGUGCGGCAGCAGAGCUGUCUUUGCUUUAAGCAUUUAAAAGACUCUGAGGCAUCACUGGUCAGCCAUGUAGCUCUUUGUUUGAAUUAUUUGACACCAAAAUGUGUGAUCCUUCCGUGGGGUUUUUGUUUUUUAAUCUGCUAAGCAGAAGCCUUUCCUUUCUGAAGGGAAUCUAUAGAUUCAUUUAAGGCAAAGUGCUGUUCUGAGAUUAUUUCAGGAUUUUAAAAUCAUUUAAUUUGCCUUUUUUUUUUUAAGCUGUUGGAUUGUUCGUGUUAUUUUUGUUUUGUAAUUAUAAAGCCAAAAAGAAAUCAGAAAGCAAUGGGACGAAAAGUUGACACAAAAAUUAAGAAAUAAGAGUAAAAGACAAUUAAUGAAAACACAAAAGUCUAAGUGGUUUGUUGAAAAGUAGACGUGAGGUGAAGCCAUCUUAGUUUUGUUGUUUUGUUUGUUGCACAUGGCCCACAGGUGGGUGUCAGUCCAUUAUCCUGUUAUUUACAUUUCAGUGUGGGCUAACAAAUCAUCAAUAACGUGUUCUACACUUGGCUGAAGUGGAAAAAUUUAACAGCAAUAAGUGAAAGUGUGCAUUCAUACACUGCCCUGUCCAAAAAUAAAAAGGGUCACACACUGUAGUAUUAAAGGGGCUCCUUCAGUGACUUUACAGCCUACGGUCUAAAUUUACUGAUUUGGAUAUUCCCUGCUACUCCCUGUCGUCUCUUCUUCUUCUGACGCCAUUUCCUGUGUCGCGCCUGCACUUUUUCAUUGGCUGUUUGCAACAUGUGUUUCCAGUUGAGUCGUUAAUCAGUUCCAACUACCCGAUUGCAUCCAGACUCAAUUCAUAAAACAUGAUUGAUUGACUGCGACUGAACAGAUUUCUGUGCCAACUAACCACUACCCGAUUUGUGGGUAAAAUUGGGCAAAACAAUCAUACAGUGUGUCCCCAGCUUACCUGGAUUCAUCGGGUAAGUUCAAAUUAUAAAAGCCCUUCAGGGAACACGAGACCACGAGACCCCACUGAGAUGUGUCUGGGAUGUGCAGGAGAAUGGUCCAACCCUGGAGUGGAAAAAAAAUAAUAAAUACAACUGAAUUGAAAUGGUUGUGACAUCAAGGGCAAGCCACUAUGAUUAAUGUCGUAAUUAAAGGUGGUCAGUGUGUGACUUUUGACGGGCAGUGUAUGGAAAUCAAAGAGAUCGGUGAACAACACAAGGCCCUUUGCUCUUCCAGUUGAGAGUCGCGCACGUUGUAGCAGUGCUGACGACACGUUGUAUCGUGCUCCAUUGAAAUGUCAGGAUUCAAACGCCCAGGCAUAGAUGUCUUUAUCUGUUAUUGUCUCUUCCAACAUGUACACAGCAGAUUUAGUGAGACGCGUUCACUGGCACUCGCAUGUUGGUGCGACAGAAUUAGUUUAGAAUCAUCAUUUACUUUGGGCAGCAGAGGCUUGAUCUGAUCACAGAUCUGCUGCCUGAACAAAGUGGGAAUUAAUCAAUGUAUCCAUCAUCAAAUGUGGAUGUUCUAGGUUUAAUGUUCCCAUUGAAAUGCUACUCAAAAAGAACAUUAUGACAUGAUUUUUUGUUUUUAAACUGACAUGGUUGCCAUUUAAUUCUAGAAAUAAACUUACAAUUCUGUGUAAGAUGAAAAACCUCAGCAGGAUCUUUGUUGGUUUAUUUUUAAUCCCCUCCUGUCCUCUAUUUCAAGAUUUAGUGCCUUUUUUGGACAGUAGACUGUUCUGUAAUCGCAUAUGUAGAAAAACCUACAUAUGCAUUUUGUUACUUUUACAUCUGUUGGAUAAACCUUAUCUAUUAUUUUUUAAGGUGUGUUUUUAUUGAUAUUCUAUUUACAAGGGAAUAAAAACUGAUCAGAGUCCA